GUAUUUUUGACAGCUUGUUCACGCUUGAGAAUUACACUGCUAAUGGUCAAAAGCGAGUGUAACUUGCAGAAGCGUAAUUGACACGUGUGAAAUGUACAUUUGAGUUAAAUUAUUGCGAGUUAUUUUUGACAGCGAACUUACUCCAUAUUACCCCACGCUCGGAGUUGUUUUAGGUGGUUAUAAUGGCUUUUGGCUGGAUUUACACUUUCCUCUCUGUCGGUUUGCUUGCCGUGUCAGCAGAAUUUAUCUGGAGUCGCCCUGUGCACAACAUGGCAAGGUUUGCGGUGUCUGAGUAUAACAAAGACUCUACCGACUUGUACGCUAGCAAACUGAUCAAAAUCAUUUCUGCCAAAGUUGAGGUGAACGAUGACGUGAAAUACAUACUGAUUGUGGAGAUAGGUCGUACACAGUGCUUAAAAAUGGACAAUAUGGAUAUAGAUAUCUGCCCCAUAAGCAAUUUCGAUAAUGUCAUAUGCCACUUUAUAGUUGUGAAUGUUCCCAGUGAAAAUAUUACCAAACUCGUGGAGAGAAACUGUAGCUCUGGCCUAUAGUGACACAUGGAUCUCUGUACAAACUUCGUGAAUAAUGACAUGGCUACUUGUUGUUGAAUUAGUUUAUAUAAGCAGGAAAUUGCUUAUUAAAAUGCUUUAAAGGCAACAUUGACUCAAACCAUGAUGUAGUGUCUGGUUUUAAAUAAGCAAAUUUUUAGUCUACAGAAAUAUCACAAAUUGUUCAGAUUUUAGUUGUACAGCUUCAUUGUAUGGUUUCAUGGUUAGGUUCACCUGACCCCACAUUUCUACAGAGACUGUCAUGGUUUAAGGAGAACUUGAUCUCCGUGCUUACUCUAAAUGUUUACUUUGGCUUGUGCUCUUUGGCCCCAUUGCAUAGGGACACUAGAGGUAUCAUCUGUCUGCUAAGACGAGCAUAGAGCAACAAAGAAUAAGCAUAUUAACCCACAUUAUAAAUUCUAAUUACAACUGUUUAUAAUAUGAAAUAAAUAAAAUUCCUGUUAUUCAACAGGUAUUUUAUAUUGCAUGUUAUUUAUUUUUUUACGGAGAGUGUUUGUUCUAGGCAGGAUCCAGUCAUAGUUCAGGAGUCCAUCAUGUCUGCUGUGUUAUUGAUCUUGCAGAGUAAGGCUGUGCUAAAUACAGUGCAUCCGGAAAGUAUUCACGCAUCACUUUUUCCACAUUUUGUUAUGUUACAGCCUUAUUCCAAAAUUGAUUAAAUUAAUUUUUUUCCUCAGAAUUCCACACACAACACCCCAUAAUGACAACAUGAAAAAAAGUUUACUUGAGGUUUUUGCAAAUUUAUUAAAAAUAAAAAAAUUGUGACGCAUAUUACAGCCACAUACAAACCAGUAUUACUGUAACAGAAAAUAGAUGGUCCUUUGCCAUUUAAUAUAGACUGUUCCUACUAAUGUUUAUGUACUACUAUUCUAGCACCCAUUAUUGUAACGGGCUUAAUGUCUAGUGUGUGAAUAUAUAUACUGUAAGUUGCUGUUUUUUCAUGCUGACAAUGGACCAUCUAUAAAGUCCCCACUUUACACCCACUACUUCCUCACUGAAGCAAAGUGCAGCAGGUCACUUUAGGCCUGAACAGAUGCAGCAAUCUUUGCACUGGUAAAUCUCAUAAUACUGUGCAUAAUCAGUUGGUUAUGAUCACAAUGAACAGUGUCCAUAACUUAAUGAAUCUGGGGUGUGACAGCCUUCAAUUACUAAGGAAAAUAUUUGGAAAUAUGUUAUUCCUCGCUCUGUAUUUACUAGUUAUUUCAUUUUAAUUUGAGCAGAACUGCUAACAUGCUCAACAGAAAAAAUAGGGUUUCAUUAAAAUUUUGCACUGACCUCACCUCAUUUGAAACACACAUUAUUUGGUGUAUUGUACAUAAUUGUUAAAAUGGUAUUUAGCUGUCAGACAAAUUCAUAACAUGGGUUAAGGAAACAUCCUGUGCCUUUUAAGUUUUCACAUGCUGUACCAGGUGGAAUUUACAUAUUACACAAUUCUUGGCUCUUUAAGUGAACGUUGUGUUACCUGCUUCUGCUUGUUUUUUUUAUCUUGGCUUUUAUGCAUUACUGAUACAUUUGAUUGAACUGUAUUGUGGUGACAGGUUAAAAAGAAAAUAAAGCCUGCUGUUAUCAAAGUAAU
Erpetoichthys calabaricus (reedfish) is the source of this 2142-nucleotide messenger RNA. Its product is annotated as cystatin-like. The transcript is spliced from 3 exons. Gene Ontology annotation, molecular function: cysteine-type endopeptidase inhibitor activity. Lineage: Eukaryota; Metazoa; Chordata; Cladistia; Polypteriformes; Polypteridae. The coding region runs from base 183 to 551 and encodes 122 amino acids. The record is from RefSeq and is a predicted model, not a curated record.